AUGGUAAUUCAUAUAAUAAUAGGCGGAGAAUCCCAGUGCGAUAUAUUCGCGCAAAUUUGUUUAAUUGCAGAUUAUCUUUGUCAAAACCUUCCUAAUUUCUGUUAUGAACGUAUUGAGAAGUCUGUAGUAGAUUGGCAGACAUGGUUAUGUCGAGUAAACGUGAAGAACAACUGGCACCACGUUGGUUCUCCAAUAAUAUGGAAAGAGUUAUUGAUGAAAGGCAGUAAACCGUACUACAUAGGCGGUGCUCCAGAAUUUUUAGAAUAUUGUCAUUCAUAUUACAAUUUUGACGUAUUUAUGGGUAUGGAAAAAUAUCAAGGUCUUGUUAAAAACUACGCUCAAUUUAAAAGAAAACUUAAACAGGAAGAAAUUGAUACAACUGUACCUUUCGAACCUUCAGUUUCAUCUGACCCUGCAGAUAAAACGCAUUACGUAGUGUGUAUAACUGGCGCGUCCUGUCCACUUGCUAAUCAUUUGGUAUCUCGCCUCUUGGACAUGAGUACCGGUACAAGAUGCAUAUCAAAAAUUUUCCUGUAUGACGAAGAUUGUUCCCCGGAAUUCUUGGAAAGUAUUGAAACAGAGUGUAGUUACAUUGGUACGAACUUCCCAGGGAGAGUUGUUAAAUAUGUUGACAAAAUUGGCAAUGCAUUGACGAUUACGGAUGUGCUAAUAGUGUUGGACCAUGAGCCAUUUGACCCCAACAAAAGCAUAGGCGAAUGGUUGCACGCAAAUAUGCGUUUGAUGCAAGGUCUUGCUAUAAUGAUAAACGCGUCUGCCUCACGUUCUAUUUACAUCGUAUUCGCCAACCUGGGGCCAGCGUGUUUCAAUGCGACUGUUUUGAUGCAUUCUGUGACAGUGAAUGUCAGGAAUAUUGUGGUCGCGACUACUGAUCUUGGAUUGGAAAUUGUCAGUACUCUUUCGGAGAAAGCCUCAGUGCCUGUGAGACAAGUGUUUUGUCCACCAGUGUGGGGUUUUGUGGGUGUAAACCACUUGGUUGAUUAUCGUACUACCGUUCAUAAAUACAAUACGUUCGAACCAUAUAACAGAUACACCAAAGUCACACACUCCACUUUGAAUAUCGGACGUGUGACUCCAGAAAUGCGUACCAUGGAGUAUCUUUUUCAUUUUGAUGACUCCAUAUGGUUAUCAGUGGCGGAAAAAAAGAAACAUGUGCCACCUAACAGUUUGUAUUUAAAUAAAGUGGUCUCUCUAUUGAAUCUUAUUAGAGUAUGGAUUGUGGAGCCAAGCCCUCCUGAUUAUGUUGUAAACCUGGGCGUUCUUUGUGAUGGUUCUUUUGGCUUGACGUUUAAUGGUGCAUUUUCUCAACCAUGUCGAUUAUACGGCAGGGAAUGGAGACCCGCUAAAGAAUUUUAUAUGCCUAGAGAUCUUCAAGUCAAGUUACCAUAUUUGGAACAAAUGGCAGAAAUAGUAAUGAAAUUUCAUAAAAAGGAGUUACCGCCCUUAGAACAAUACUACCCCUGCGCAUGUAGAAGAAAAUAUUAUAAAAAGAAAGAAGUUUGGUAGAUUUAUUAAAUGUAAUGUCUAUAAAGGUUCGCCCAUUCAUAAAUCGAUU
Pectinophora gossypiella (pink bollworm) is the source of this 1573-nucleotide messenger RNA. Its product is annotated as putative malate dehydrogenase 1B. Gene Ontology annotation, biological process: malate metabolic process; tricarboxylic acid cycle; oxaloacetate metabolic process. Bases 1 to 1524 code for a protein of 507 amino acids. Gene Ontology annotation, molecular function: L-malate dehydrogenase (NAD+) activity. Lineage: Eukaryota; Metazoa; Arthropoda; Insecta; Lepidoptera; Gelechiidae. The transcript is spliced from 5 exons. The record is from RefSeq and is a predicted model, not a curated record.